AUGAAGCAAAGUCAGCAAAGCGAAACUAUAAAUUCUAGCGCCUUGAUAGAAUUGAACCUGGUCCCAGAAAACAGGCCGACCGAUGAAGUUUCAAUCGUCGACACGUCCCCGGACUACCCAACCGGACUGACACUUUGGUUGGUGCUAGUAACCGUCGGCGCUAUUAUAGUCCUUGCUUCCAUCGACAUCAACAUUGUAGCCACAGCGGUUCCUAGCAUCACCGAUCAUUUUCAUACUGUUGAACAUGUGGGCUGGUACUCAUCAGCGUUCCGGCUUUGCAUGUGCGCAUUCCAGUUCAUAUUUGGCAAGGCAUAUACGAUCUUCCCCGUCAAACGCGUGUUCUUGCUCUCAAACUUUAUUUCAAUUGUUGGCUCAAUAAUCUGCGGCGCUGCAACGUCUUCUAUGAUGCUAAUCAUAGGCCGAGCGGUUGCUGGACUGGCCUCUGCCGGCCUCUUUGCUGGGUGUCUUGUCAUUCUGGCCCAAUCUCUGCCACUCCAUCGCCGGCCGUUAGUUCUUGGAAUCAUAAGCGGGCUGGAGGGAACAACGAUCAUGGCAGCACCACUUCUGGGGGGCGCCAUCAGUCAGUCGUGGUCUUGGAGGUGGUGUUUCUUCAUCAAUGCGCCUAUUGGUAUUGUCAGCCUUGCUCUCACCAUGUAUUGCGUCAAAGAUGUGCCGACGUCAACCGCCGCCACAGAAAAGACCUCACUGAGAGCGAAGGUGAAGCAACUGGAUCUACUCAGUACAGCUCUAUUACUACCAUCUCUCACAAGCCUGUUUUUGGCACUCUCUUGGGUAGGUGUAAAAUUCGCGUGGAAUUCGACAGAAAUGAUUCUGCUCUUCAUCGUGUUUGGCGUUCUGCUCUUGCUCUUCAUCUAUCAUCAAACCCGUCGUGGUGAUGAUGCCACCCUUCCUCCACGGAUCAUGAAGCGACGAACUGUUAUCGCUGGGUUUUUGUUCAUCAUGUUUACAAACAGCGCAUCAAAUGUCUUGGAGUAUUAUUUACCCACAUUCUAUCAGACAGUUAGAGGGUUCUCCCCCGCACAGAGCGGUUAUAUGAUGUUGCCUGUUCUCAUCGGGGCAACCAUUGGUGCCGUCACACAUGGUGCUGGUACAAGCUGGCUCGGCUAUUAUGCACCAUUCAUGCUCUUUACGUCAAUAAUUUUGCCCAUCAGCACAGGGCUAAUCACAUCAGUGGCAGUGGACACAUCGGUUGUCAAGCUCAUCAUGUAUACUGGUCUGUCCGGGUUUGCCUAUGGCAUUGGAUUCUCCGGGCCACAGAACGCAGUUCAGACGGUUUUGCCACAAGAGGACAUCCCACUUGGCUUGUCGGCAAUGCUGUUUGCACAAUCGUUUGGGCCAUCAGUCGCUAUUGUUGGUGCACAAACCAUCUUUACGAGCCAACUGUCUGUUAACCUUGAGGGUAUUGCGCCCGGUCUGAACCGAAUGGCACUUGCAGAAAAGGGGUUGAUAGAAUUAAUUUCUGAAGUACCCGCAUCGGAUGUUGAGAAGGUUAUCCUGCAAAUUCAUCGCAGUAUUGUACCAACAUGGUAUUUGGUGGUCGCGUUGGCAUGUUUAACCAUUUUUGGCAGUGCCGCUAUAGAGUGGCGAUCUGUGAAAGCAAAAAUUGACUAA
This is a messenger RNA of [Torrubiella] hemipterigena, 1632 nucleotides long. NCBI's taxonomy places the organism in Eukaryota, Fungi, Ascomycota, Sordariomycetes, Hypocreales, Clavicipitaceae. The record is from the annotation of a GenBank genome assembly.